AUGAGCACUGAAUAUCAAGAUCUGUCGGAUGGCCAAGGUAGCCCAGCCCCGAGCAAUGCUGGCUCGACGGGUACUUCGGGUAUCACGGUGCGCAAUGGUCCACAAGGCCAACCACUGAGUUUUAGAAGACAACGUGCAUCACGCGCGUGUGAGACCUGCCAUGCUCGAAAGGUACGCUGUGAUGCAGCUAGUCUAGGAGUGCCGUGCACCAAUUGUGUUGCUUUCUCGAUCGAAUGCAAGAUCCCCUCACCGAAACGGAAGAAGACCAAUCAGAGCAAGACCAAAGAAGACAGUCGUUACGGAGACAGUCCGCCUCAAUCCGCCUCCUCCCUCGUCGACGCUGCGGUCGCGCACUUCCGACCGACCGACCCCGAGAAUCCAGACCCGCGCUCCGGUUCGAUCUCUGCCCCCAAGGAACCCGAACGAGGCUCUAAGCCGGAGGAGAAGAACAAUGCUUUUGGAUAUCGGAACAACCGCAUGGGCGUGGAGGGCAUGCCCACCACAGCCCUCUCCGAGGCCGAGGCUGCGCAAGAGGCUUCGGCCAAUAACGCGUAUGCGCAGUUCAUGAAGCCAAAGUUCGCUCGUGCUCCGAUCAAAGAGGCUGGCCGGGUGGCUUACUUGGGCGAGUCAUCUAACCUGUCGCUUUUGGUACAAGAUCGCCAUGGGACCACAGAUGUCGUGCAUUACCCGCUCCCACCGAACGUCAGAGGGUCCCGUGCGCGUCUGACCGACUUGGACAACUUGGAGAUUGACAUUUUGCACCAGCGAGGUGCAUUUUUGCUCCCACCUAAACAGCUGUGCGAUGAGUUGGUUGAGGCGUACUUCAAAUGGGUGGCUCCGGUGGUACCCAUCAUCAACAAGAGUCGAUUCAUGCGUCACUACCGUGACCCCAAGAACCCACCCUCGCUGUUGUUGUUACAGGCGAUCCUGCUGGCAGGAUCAAGAGUCUGUACCAACCAGCAGCUUAUGGAUGCGAACGGCUCAACGACUCCCGCUGCCAUGACCUUCUACAAGCGCGCCAAGGCGCUUUAUGAUGCUAACUAUGAAGAUGAUCGUGUCACCAUUGUGCAAGCACUUGUGCUUUUGGGUUGGUACUGGGAGGGACCUGAAGAUGUAACGAAGAAUGUGUUCUAUUGGACGCGAGUUGCAAUGGUUGUCGCCCAAGGCUCUGGAAUGCACCGCAGUGUCGAGAUGUCUCAGCUCAAUAAACCAGAUAAGAGACUCUGGAAGAGAAUCUGGUGGACUUUGUUCACUCGUGAUCGUUCCGUGGCCGUCGCGUUGGGACGGCCCAUCGGAAUCAACACAGACGAUUCGGAUGUAGAGAUGGUAACCGAGGACGACUUUAUCGAGGACGAACUCGACAGUCCUGCUGAGUACCCCGCCGACCCAGUCCACGUUCAAUUCUUCUUGCAAUAUGUUAAGCUCUGUGAGAUCAUGGGUUUGGUCCUGUCACAGCAAUACUCCGUGGCUUCCAAGUCCCGGCGCAUGAACGCCAUGGAUCUCACCCAUUCUGAUAUGGCACUGGCGGAUUGGUUGCAAAACUGCCCCAAGGAAGUAUGCUGGCAACGAUCGCGGCAUCACUUCUGGGCGGCUCUCUUACAUUCGAACUACUACACAACGCUCUGUCUGCUACACAGAGCCCAUAUGCCACCCGCGUCGUCCGCACCCAACAAUUACCGAGUUGAGGAAAUGGCUUACCCUUCACGCACAAUUGCCUUCCAGGCUGCUGGUAUGAUCACAUCUAUUGUUGAGAACCUUCAGGCACAUGGUGAGAUCCGGUAUACCCCGGCAUUCAUCGUGUACAGCUUGUUCUCUGCACUGAUCAUGCACGUAUAUCAAAUGCGUUCAUCGGUUCCUUCUAUCGUGGCUACAUGCCAGGAAAGAAUCAACGUGUGUAUGUUGGCCCUCAAGGACGUAUCAAAGGUUUGGCUGGUUGCCAAGAUGGUGAACACCCUUUUCGAGUCUAUCCUCGGGAACAAGGUGUUGGAAGAGCGACUUCAGAAGGCCGCUGGUCGGAGACACCAGCGUGCCUCUCGACACGGCGAGACCGCGCCUAAGAAGCCCGAACCUCCGAAGCGCAAAUUCGAUGACAUGGAUCUCGGCAUGCCAAAUGGCGGCGGCCCUACGCCGCCUGUAUCAUACGAGCGCUCCCGACCUCAGACCCCUGCCGUCACACCCUCGCGGGAGUUGAACCAACCUUCACUUGGUGGGCAACAGUCCCCCCACCCACACCGCGCUCCCCACGACCCAAUGACCGGAACUGGAAACUCGCGUGCCAACACCCGACCCACAACACCCUUCAAUGGUCAAUUCUCCCUCCCCGCCACUCCCCCGGACUUCUUCCUCGUUACUCGUACCUCCCCCAAUCUCUCUCCCUCUCUCUGGGAAAACUUCCAGCCCGACCAGCUGUUCCCAGAUGGCACAGCUUUCUUCCCCGAGCUGACCUCGCCUCAACCGCCAUCGACAUCUGUUGAUCCAAAUAUGCAAAUUCCACCUCAAAUGCCUGGCAUGCCGCCCCGCCCUCCAGUGUUGAACAAUCAGCCUGUACACGGCCGCAGCAUGUCUGUUUCACAAGGCAGUCCGCCCAUGAUGUCUGGCAUCCCCGGCGCCAUGGGCAUGCCCCCUCAUCCACCACAGAUGUUCAUGGAGGGCCAGCAACAACAGCAACACCCAUGGCCUCCCAUGCAAGGUCUUGAUGGGACGAUGAGCGGGGCUGCGAUGGAUGCUACCAGCCAAGAUAAUGAUAAUUGGAGUAGUAGCUCUCGCAGUGGGCCUACUGCGCCGACUACGCUGAACGUUGAAGACUGGUUCCAGUUCUUCGGUAUUAAUGGUGGCUUUGGCGACUUGGCUGCUUGA
Messenger RNA from Penicillium brevicompactum, 2856 nucleotides. RefSeq names its product CeGAL family transcription factor (gene farA). Gene Ontology annotation, biological process: regulation of DNA-templated transcription; DNA-templated transcription. The transcript is spliced from 5 exons. Lineage: Eukaryota; Fungi; Ascomycota; Eurotiomycetes; Eurotiales; Aspergillaceae. Gene Ontology annotation, molecular function: DNA-binding transcription factor activity, RNA polymerase II-specific; zinc ion binding; DNA binding. Bases 1 to 2856 code for a protein of 951 amino acids. The record is from RefSeq and is a predicted model, not a curated record.